AUGAAUUUUUUGAAAUUCUUAUAUAGAGAGCAAAACAAGCAUGAGGUAAAUCAAAAACUGAUAAAACAUAUAACUUAUUCAAAUGAUGAUGAAUAUUAGGGAGAAGUAGUAAAUGAUAAAAGACAUGGAUAAGGAACUUAUAAAUUUGUGUCUGGGAAUCGUUAUGAAGGAGAAUGGAAAAACCACUAAAAACAUGGGAAAGGAAAGUUAUAUUAUAAAAACGGUGAAUUAUACAUAGGAGAUUGGAUAGAGAAUAAAAAAUGUGGAGAGGGAAUGCAUUUUUAUAUUAAUGGAGAUCGAUAUGUAGGAGUAUGGAAAGAUGAUUAAAGAGAUGGAAUGGGUUUAAUAUAUUAAUCAGAUAAAAAUAUUUUCUAUGGUAUUUAUUAAACAUUAAUAAUGUAGGAUAAUUCAGAUCAAAUAAAAAAAUAGGAACUGGCUAUUUAUUUAGUACAAGAGAGAGAAAAUAUUAUAAAUAAUAGUAUGAAUAGGAUAACCUAAUAGAAAAUAUAUAAAUAGAUGAACUACCUUAAUUUGUAUUAGAAAAGUUUCAUGUAAAAUCUGAAAAAAAUCAAAAUGAAAGGGAAAAGAUUGAAGAAUCUAUAGUUUAAGUUGAUAGUACUUUACCUAUUAUUCAAAUAGAUAAUGAAAAAGAGUAAGAUUCAUAACCAAUUUAAUAAGAAGAAAAUGAUUAAUAAUAAAAAGAAGAUUGUAAAUCAUAAUAAUAAAUUAAUUCAUUUUAACAUGGAUUUAUAAGUUUGUAAGUUUUAGAAAGAAUAGAAGAAUUUGAGAAUUAAAAAAAUAGUAAAUUUAUAUUUUAAAUUUUAGUGUAGGAAUGGUAAUUAUAAGAAGUAUGUGGUUGGCUUGAUUCUUUACAAUUAUCAGAAUAUAAAGAAGAAUUCAUUAAAAAUUAAAUGACUGGAAAAACAUUAUAUGGAUUAACAGAUAAUGAAUUAAAAUAAGAUCUAGGAAUUGUUGUAUUAGGUCAUAGAAAAAAAAUAUUAUAAUCUAUAGAAGAAUAUAAAAAAUAUUAUAUGAAAUUUAUGGAAGGGAAAAUUAGAUUGAAGAAACCUUUAGAAUCAUUAGAAGAUAGAAAAGCUCAAUAUAAUUCUAUUGAAUAAUAAAGAUUUAAAAGUAUAUUAUCUUAUAUGGAGAAAAUUGAGGAAGAACAAAAUGAAUAUCCUGAUAAUAAUUAAAAUGAAUCAAGCAGUGAUUCUUAUAAUAGUUAUAGAAAGAAAAAAAAUAUAAGAGAAAAUCAAAAAUCACCUACUAGAUCUGUUUCUAAUCAUUCUGAUUAAAGUAGUCAAAGUGAUAAUAUGUCUUCAAAAUUAAAAAGAUAGAAAACCAAAAAAAGUAAAAAAUAAUAAAAAAAAAUAAUUAUGGAUCUAUAAAAAUCAGGUGAUUCAGCUGAUGAUGAAGAAGGAAAAUAAUAAUUAAUUUCACCUAUUUGUAAUAUAAUAUUGUUAUAUUUAGAAUCUCCGAAUAAAACGAUUGAUAAAAUGAGUGAUUAAAAAAUAGAUAUGUUAGUUUUAAAUGAUUUUGUAAAUUGCUUGGAAGAAUUUAAAGAUAAAGAUCUCAAUAUAACAAUAGAAUUAUCAAGAUAAUAAUCAAUAAAUAAAUAAGAAUUAUCUGAAUUUAUAUCUUCAAGAAGUCCUCCAUAAAUUAAUGUAAUAAAUGAAGAAAUAAAUUAACUCUAAUUAGAAAAAUUAUAAUCUAUUACUUAAUAAUUAUCUCGUUAGAAAUCAGAAUUAAAUAAUAAUAAAUUUUAAGAUUAAGAUUCAUCAAGUUAAGAGUCAGAUGUUUCAGGAAAUGAUUCAAGUUCAGAUUCAUCUGAUGAUGAGAAGAUUAAAAAAAAAUAAAAAAAACAAAAAGAAUUAAAAAAAGAAAAAGAUGAUAUAUAAUAACAUCAUUUGCCAAAAAAACUAUUAUUUUUACUUAAAGAAUUUGGCAUAAAUGAAAGAGUACUUAUAGUUUUUCAUGAAUUAAUAAUAGGAUAAAUAAUUGGUGAAGGAGGAUAUGGAGUAGUACAUAAAGGUAAAUGGUUAGGUUAAGAUGUUGCUAUUAAAUUAUAUUGUAAAAGAAAAUCAUAAGGAAAUUUGAAAUAUAAAUUAUAAAUAGCAGAUUUUUUAAAAGAAGUUGAAGUAAUUUCAAAUCUUCGACAUCCAAAUAUAGUUUUAUAUAUGGGAGUAUGUAUAAGGAAAUAAAAUUAUUUUUUAAUUACUGAAUAUUUAGAAGAGGGUAGUCUGUUUGAUCAUUUACAUAAAAAGAAAACAAAUAUUGAUUAAAAAGCAUUGAUGUAAAUAGUUGAGGAUAUUGCAUUAGGCAUGAAUUAUCUUCAUGGUAGAAAAGUAAUGCAUUGCGAUUUAAAAUCAUCUAAUGUUUUAAUAGAUUAAAAUUGGAAUGUUAAAUUAUGUGAUUUUGGUUUAUCUAGAAUUAAUAAAAAAAUAGAUCAUAUUAAAAUUAAUAAAGGAGUAAGAAUAGGUACACCACAUUGGAUGGCACCAGAAAUUAUGAGAGGAGAAACAUAUUAAGAAAAAGCNAUAAAAAUCAGGUGAUUCAGCUGAUGAUGAAGAAGGAAAAUAAUAAUUAAUUUCACCUAUUUGUAAUAUAAUAUUGUUAUAUUUAGAAUCUCCGAAUAAAACGAUUGAUAAAAUGAGUGAUUAAAAAAUAGAUAUGUUAGUUUUAAAUGAUUUUGUAAAUUGCUUGGAAGAAUUUAAAGAUAAAGAUCUCAAUAUAACAAUAGAAUUAUCAAGAUAAUAAUCAAUAAAUAAAUAAGAAUUAUCUGAAUUUAUAUCUUCAAGAAGUCCUCCAUAAAUUAAUGUAAUAAAUGAAGAAAUAAAUUAACUCUAAUUAGAAAAAUUAUAAUCUAUUACUUAAUAAUUAUCUCGUUAGAAAUCAGAAUUAAAUAAUAAUAAAUUUUAAGAUUAAGAUUCAUCAAGUUAAGAGUCAGAUGUUUCAGGAAAUGAUUCAAGUUCAGAUUCAUCUGAUGAUGAGAAGAUUAAAAAAAAAUAAAAAAAACAAAAAGAAUUAAAAAAAGAAAAAGAUGAUAUAUAAUAACAUCAUUUGCCAAAAAAACUAUUAUUUUUACUUAAAGAAUUUGGCAUAAAUGAAAGAGUACUUAUAGUUUUUCAUGAAUUAAUAAUAGGAUAAAUAAUUGGUGAAGGAGGAUAUGGAGUAGUACAUAAAGGUAAAUGGUUAGGUUAAGAUGUUGCUAUUAAAUUAUAUUGUAAAAGAAAAUCAUAAGGAAAUUUGAAAUAUAAAUUAUAAAUAGCAGAUUUUUUAAAAGAAGUUGAAGUAAUUUCAAAUCUUCGACAUCCAAAUAUAGUUUUAUAUAUGGGAGUAUGUAUAAGGAAAUAAAAUUAUUUUUUAAUUACUGAAUAUUUAGAAGAGGGUAGUCUGUUUGAUCAUUUACAUAAAAAGAAAACAAAUAUUGAUUAAAAAGCAUUGAUGUAAAUAGUUGAGGAUAUUGCAUUAGGCAUGAAUUAUCUUCAUGGUAGAAAAGUAAUGCAUUGCGAUUUAAAAUCAUCUAAUGUUUUAAUAGAUUAAAAUUGGAAUGUUAAAUUAUGUGAUUUUGGUUUAUCUAGAAUUAAUAAAAAAAUAGAUCAUAUUAAAAUUAAUAAAGGAGUAAGAAUAGGUACACCACAUUGGAUGGCACCAGAAAUUAUGAGAGGAGAAACAUAUUAAGAAAAAGCAGAUGUCUAUAGUUUUGGUAUGAUAUUAUGGGAAAUUAUAACAUAAUAAAUUCCUUAUGAAGGAUUAUCAUAAACUUAAAUAAUUGGAUCUGUUGGUUAUGGAUAAGAUUAAGUACCAAUACCUUCUUAGAGCAAUCCUCCUAUUUUACUUUAAUUAGCUAAGAAAUGUUUAAAGAAAAAUCCAAAUUAAAGACCUACUUUUGCUGAUAUUGUUAAUGAAAUUCAAUUAGGCUAAAAAACAGAUGCUAUAUUAAAAAGUAUUAUUAUAUAUAUGUUAUACUUUAGAAUAAGCAAUAAAGCAACUCAUUGACUUUUUUGAAUGA
Messenger RNA from Paramecium sonneborni, 4012 nucleotides. The record is from the annotation of a GenBank genome assembly. Lineage: Eukaryota; Ciliophora; Oligohymenophorea; Peniculida; Parameciidae.